Messenger RNA from Ostrinia furnacalis (Asian corn borer), 2043 nucleotides. Its product is annotated as vanin-like protein 1. The transcript has 9 exons. Lineage: Eukaryota; Metazoa; Arthropoda; Insecta; Lepidoptera; Crambidae. The record is from RefSeq and is a predicted model, not a curated record. The coding region runs from base 98 to 1462 and encodes 454 amino acids.
UCUUCGCUAGCGACGGCAAUCCGGCGUCGACAGCCGAGUGGGACAGUCGUACCUGCCAGUACUAGCAGUGUAAAAAAGUGUUUGUGAAAAAAUAAAGAUGAAUUUCUCAUUUGGAUUUAUUUUUCUGUGCGUUGGUGUGGCACUGGCCAGCGAGGAGACUUACCGGGCAGGCGUGGUGACCACACAUGGGGAUGUGAACAGCUACGUGCCUCUCAUACAUGAAGCUGGGAAACUGAAUGUGGAUAUUCUGGUGCUGCCAUCACCGCAAGCGCCUCUCUCAUCUAUGGAAAGAACGUGUGAAAUGGACAACUAUGAUGUGUUGGUUGAAACAAUAUCCAGCGCUGCGAAGCAAGCCGGCUUGUACGUGGUAGCCCACCUGAUUGAGAAGACCCGUUGCCAGAACAAGAAUGAACUGGUGCGGAGCAACCUCGUCUUCGACAGGGAAGGGAACGUCGUGUCUGUGUACAGAAAACCCCUGACCACCGUAGCUAACUGCACCAUAGCACCGACGAACAUCGGUACCUUCUCCACUGACUUCGGCGUCCAGUUUGGACUGCUGAUGGAGGAAGACCUUGUUCUGAGGAAGGCUGAGGAGUUGGACAACUUUGUUGUACUUGGUGCCUGGUCUUCGGAAGUACCGUUUUUGAGUGAGUCUCAGUUCGCGUCUUCCUGGGCCUUCAGUAACAACGUCAACUUGGUGUCAAGCUCCGGCAUCUUUGCUGGUAGCAGCGGCUCUGAAGCUAGGACCCACAGCAAUGUUCAAAUUUCUGACUUGGACAAACUUGGGAACAAAAACCAGCAAAUCGUCCCACCAGUAGUAAACUCUUUGGAGCUAAAGUCGUCCCCUGCUGAAGACCUGUCCCAGUACAUCAUCAGACCGCUAGAUGUCGCUGCCAGUGCUCAGGGUUAUAAGGAAACUGUCUGCCAUGAUGGCUUCUGCUGCGAAUUCUAUGUGAAGAUGGCAUUUGAUGGGCCCAAAGAAGAAGUGAACUACGGCUUGGCAGCGUUCAACGGGGUCCGCCAUUUUGACCACACUCACAACAUCGGCUCGCAGACUUGCGCUGUGUUCGCCUGCGCUGGCUUGUACAAACGAAGCUGUUCUCUUGGGUCUCAAAACAGUACAAACGUAAAGUUCCAGAAGAUCUCCAUCACCGCUAACUUUACCGAAACCAUACAGUAUCCCAUUAUAUUGACGACAGGCUCUAAAAUUGAGCCUAAAGCCUUCAAAAUGGCCGCCAACAGUAAACAGGUGACUUUAGAAGUUACAAAUGCAGACAACUUGCUAACUUUUGGCAUUUUCGGCAGAGAUUUCUCGAAAGACUCGAAGAAUUUCGUCCUAAACGAUUCAGGAUCGAUUUACGAUACGAUAAAUGAAGAAAUGACGGAGUUAUUCGAUUAUCUUUGGAUUAGAUUGAGGGUAGUUCUUAUUAUCGCCUCCAUUUAUGUAUUGGAGAUGUUGUAAGCUAUUUUUUUCUUAUAGUGCAUUUAUUGUGGAAUGACGCUUUUGUGAGUCUUCAUUCAAGAAUGGAUUUUAAUGUUACUGAAUUUGAAUUGAGUUUUGAGCGUCGUUUUAAAAUAUGAAAAUACGUGCCAGAUUCAGGGCCGUAUUAAAACACUGAAAACUUGUACCCGAUAUUUGUGCAUCGUCCUGUAACGCACAUAAGUGUGUUUUUAAAACUUGAUUGCUUUGAUCAGAGGCAUUACUGAUUAAUCAGUUUAAUCAAGAUAUCGAAAAUAAUUUAAUCGUUUAAAUUACUUUACUUGCUCAAGUAAAAAUUUGGUGUUCCACUUUGUCACAGACAUUUUGUCUAAUGUCUCUCUAUAGCUCUAGUUGUUAUUAUGUUUUAAUCUUGUGGUUUAUUCGUCCAAGGUUUUAAUACAUUAAUAUUUGUACCAGUUACAAAGUUAAUAUUAUGCUGUUUAAAAUUUGUAAAUUGAAUGUGGUGGUUAUAAAAACUAAAUAAAUCGGACCGUAAAAUUGCCAUCAUGAUUUACUGAAAAAUGCGUUCAAUUUUAGUUUCAUCUACUUAAAAUAACUUUUAA